This is a messenger RNA of Physcomitrium patens, 984 nucleotides long. Its product is annotated as ubiquitin-conjugating enzyme E2 variant 1C. NCBI's taxonomy places the organism in Eukaryota, Viridiplantae, Streptophyta, Bryopsida, Funariales, Funariaceae. The record is from RefSeq and is a predicted model, not a curated record.
UCGUGGUCUGCGCUUGCCCUCCCUCGAUUCGCUGACGUCAUCCUUCACGUAAUUUUCUUAUGGUCGUGUUUAAGGUGUCGUCUCGCAGAUUCCUUUAUUGCGAUGCUCUACUGCACGUAAGGGUGUCUGUACGCCAGGUCUAUUGGAUCAUUGCCGCCACAAUCACGUCUGGGAUAGACUGAGAUGAAUACUGAAGGUUCUGUAAUUGUUCCAAGGGACUUUCGUCUUCUUGAAGAACUUGAGAGGGGUGAGAAAGGAAUUGGAGACGGGACUGUUAGUUAUGGCAUGGACGACGGUGACGAUGUGUUAAUGCGCUCUUGGACCGGAACCAUAAUUGGACCGAAUCACUCUGUGCAUGAGGGUCGCAUCUACACUUUGAAAUUGUUCUGUGACGAGGAUUACCCUGACAAACCUCCAACUGUGAGAUUUCACUCUCGAAUCAACAUGACUCAUGUCAAUCCAGAGACGGGAGUGGUGGAGCCAAAAUAUUUUCCAAUGCUUGCAAACUGGCGCCGCCAGUACACAAUGGAAGACAUUUUGAUUGACCUUAAGAAAGAGAUGGCAAGUCCAGCUAAUCGAAAAUUGCAACACCUUCGGAAGGAAGCACAUUUUAGACGAAAUCGUUUGAAGCCGAACGACCUUCAAACUUUUAUUUAUUAGUUUUACUGUUGGGUUUACUUUUCUGCAUUCUUCAAGAUUUCUGAAAGGAUAUUUCAAUCCUGGGAAUACUUGUAAGAAAUGCACAUUGUUGGGUAGUGAGAAGUGGUGCUGGAGCACUUGUCAGGGGAAGUUCAAGUCCCUAGGUAUGCUGAGACUGUUCAUUAUAUGCUAUGUGGUCUAGUUUCUAUUCUCUCUAUCUCCAGGAAAUGGAAAAGGGAGGAUGGAACAUGGUCAUCCUUCUGCAGACUAUAGCAUCUUUACUGAAACCUCAAAAAUCGAGCUACACACAAUCAAUCAUACAACAAUCUUAAGGUUUGUGAUGUA